AUGAGGGCAAAACUCGCUGCUCUAGACAGAACAGAAAUUGGCCUCAGUAAUGCUUCGACUUCAACAUCGGUUUCUCAACCGAGCUUCAUCUAUACUUGGUUUGAGAACAUCGGUCUCUUCUCUCCGAGCUCCUCGAUCGAGGAUCAAUUGCGCUCCCAAAACUUCCGAGCUCGUUAUCCUCGCCAACGCCUCCGACGUAUCUCACUUUGGCUAUUUCCAGCGAGCGUCAAGGAGUUUGUCGUCUCUGUCGAUUGCACCGUCGCCAGCCUAAACCCUCCUUCCCCGCGCCAAUCCGUUCAGCACGAAGGAAAUGGCCUUUGUGCGGUGGGAUUCAUGGACGAUCAUUACCAUGUUCGAAGUGCCUUUUCUCUUCUCAAUGAGGUCCUAGAUGAGUACCAGAAGAUGAAUGAUCUUCUUAAUACUCUUCUCAACACUAGAAGAGAAUUCAGUGAAGGAUUAUAG
Messenger RNA from Microthlaspi erraticum, 462 nucleotides. The record is from the annotation of a GenBank genome assembly. NCBI's taxonomy places the organism in Eukaryota, Viridiplantae, Streptophyta, Magnoliopsida, Brassicales, Brassicaceae.